UAUUUUUAAGCUUUUCUUGUCCCUUAAGUUUCUGUUGUGUUUUACAGAAUCUGCAGUGCGCUAAAAUUUAGCACAUUGAGCAGUCACCGAGAUUUGUUGCGCAUGCGUGUGGAAAAUGGUGCUGCUGCCGAUUGCCCUGCCGAAGCACCUGGAAACUAUUGAUCUGUAGCAACUUCAACUUCUGGGUUUGCUUUUAAAUUUUUCAAAGGUAAGACCCAAAUUUGAAACUGUUCUUAAGCGCAAAUGCGCUCACACGCACACACAACAGGAACACGGCACACAUUAACCCAGCUGUGCCAUGGGUGAGUUCCCACACAGGGCGAGGUUCCCGCACAACUUCUCUCCCAGUACCCAGCCCAGCCCCAUCUCUCCUCUGCCAAGGGUGCAGGCGAGGCACUCCUCCCAAGAUCCAGCUUCCUGUCUUGGGAGUCAGGGAUUGUUUGGCCCUGUGCAAUCCGGUUGCUGUGAGUCAUCUCCCGGAAGUCUCAUCCUUCAUCAAGAAGGGCACGGAACAUCCACGACGCACGUUAAGUGGAAGCGGCUCCACAGACAGCACAGCUGGAACCCGCAGACCCUCACAAUGGACCAACUCUGUGAAGGAAAUGACAGUUUUGCCAUCAAGUUAUUAAAACUGUUGGGUGAAGCAGAAACAUCACGAAAUGUCUUCUUCUCCCCACUGAGCAUCAGCAUUUCCUUGGCCAUGGUCUACCUGGGGGCAAGAGGAGACACUGCAGACCAGAUGUCCCAGGUGCUUUUUGCGAACAGGGAUCAGGAUGUCCACCGAGGUUUCCAGUCACUUGUCGCUAAAGUUAACAAAACUGGCACUCAGUACUUGCUUAGAAUGGCCAACAGACUCUUUGGAGAAGAAACAUGCGACUUCCUUUCAACCUUUAAGGAAGCCUGUUGGAAGUUCUACCAGGCAGAGCUGGAGGAGCUGUCCUUUGCCAAGAACACUGAGGGAUGCAGGAAACACAUCAAUGACUGGGUGGCAGAGAAGACAGAAGGUAAGAUUUCAGAGGUGCUGGGUGCUGGGACAGUUGGUCCCCUGACUAAGCUGGUUCUUGUCAAUGCUGUCUAUUUCAAAGCAAAGUGGAAUGAGCAAUUUGACAGAAAGCACACAAGAGGAAUGCUGUUUAAAACUAACAAGGAGGAGAAGACAGUGCAGAUGAUGUUUAAGAGAGCCAAGUUUAAAAUAGGGCACAUAGAGGAGGUGCACACGCAGGUGCUGGAGCUGCCCUAUGCAAAUGAAGAUCUGAGCAUGCUCAUUUUGCUUCCGGAUGACAACACGGAUCUUACUGUGGUGGAAAAGGCACUUACAUAUGAUACCUUCAGAGCUUGGACCAAUCCAGAAAAGAUGACAAAGAGCCAAGUGGAAGUGUUCCUUCCCAUACUAAAACUGGAGGAGAGUUACGACUUAGAGUCUGUUCUUCAGGAUUUAGGAAUGACGGACGCCUUUGAGGAAACCAAAGCUGACUUUUCAGGCAUGUCAUCUAGGAAGAAUGUACCUUUGUCCAAAAUUUCCCACAAGUGCUUUGUGGAGGUCAAUGAGGAGGGCACGGAGAUGGCCGCAGCCACGGCCGUAGUCAGGAACACCCGAUGCAGCAGAAUAGGUCUAAGGUUUUGUGCAAACCACCCCUUCCUUUUCUUCAUCAGGCACAAUGAAACCAACAGCCUCUUGCUUUGUGGCAGAUUUUGUUCUCCAUAAUGUGGUGUGGAUGCUGCACCAGCUUCUCUUUCUUAUGUAUAUGCAGUCUCAAAUAAAAACUCUUCAUUGCCAAA
This is a messenger RNA of Ochotona curzoniae (black-lipped pika), 1779 nucleotides long. RefSeq names its product serpin family B member 8 (gene SERPINB8). Lineage: Eukaryota; Metazoa; Chordata; Mammalia; Lagomorpha; Ochotonidae. The record is from RefSeq and is a predicted model, not a curated record. Gene Ontology annotation, molecular function: serine-type endopeptidase inhibitor activity. Gene Ontology annotation, biological process: negative regulation of endopeptidase activity. The coding region runs from base 299 to 1705 and encodes 468 amino acids. The transcript is spliced from 7 exons. Gene Ontology annotation, cellular component: cytoplasm.